Messenger RNA from Castor canadensis (American beaver), 1385 nucleotides. The record is from RefSeq and is a predicted model, not a curated record. NCBI's taxonomy places the organism in Eukaryota, Metazoa, Chordata, Mammalia, Rodentia, Castoridae.
GCCCUGCGGUAUAAAUAAAUUAAUCACACACAUGCACAUAUACUUUAAAGCCACCCAUGUACUACAAUGUUGAGAUCAGUGGUUUUCUACAUGCAGUUUAACUUGUGUUUCCUCCUAACAUAUCUGUUUGUUUCCUUCUCUAGGAUCAGCAAGUUUAUGAAAGACAAAGAACAAAGUUCUCUGCUCAUUACACUUCUCCUUGCAUUUCUUCACCGUGGCAAUAUUGCUCAGGAUACAGAGGUUGAUAUUCUGGUGACAGUGCAAAACCUAUUACAACAUUGUCUGGAUCCUACAAGCUUUCUCAAGCCUCUAGCCAAACUCUUUUCCAUUAUUAAUAACAAGUUGUCAAGACAGUUGCUUUGUACAGUUUUCCAGAGUCUUUCUGAUUUUGAGAGUGGACUCAGAUAUAUUACAGACACUGUCAAGCUUAAUGCCUUUGAUCAAAGACACCUCGAUGAUAUCAACUUUGACGUCCGCUUCGCAGCAUUCCAGACCAUCACUUCCCAUAUCAAAGAAAUGCAAACUGUGGAUGCUAACUACCUGAUUCCGGUUAUGCAUAAUUGUUUCUAUAAUAUGGAGUUAGGAGAUAUGUCUUUAAGUGACAAUGCCAGCAUGUGCUUAAUGAGUAUCAUCAAAAAGCUAGCUGUCUUGAACAUCACAGAGAAAGAAUAUAGGGAAAUCAUUCAUCGUUCACUCCUGGAGAAACUGAGGAAAGGGUUGAAGAGCCAGACAGAGAGUGUUCAACAGGAUUAUACCAUGGUACUUUCCUGUUUGAUUCAAACCUUUCCAAAUCAACUGGAAUUUAAAGACUUGGUGCAGCUUACUCAUCAACAUGAUCCAGAAAUGGACUUCUUUGAGAACAUGAAGCAUAUCCAGAUUCACAGACGAGCAAGAGCCUUAAAGAAACUGGCAAAACAGCUCCUGGAAGGCACAGUUGUGCUGUCUUCUAAAUCUCUUCAGAAUUACAUCAUGCCUUAUGCCAUGACUCCAAUUUUCGAUGAGAAAAUGCUCAAGGUAUUUCCCUUUUCUGGCUAAACAGAAACCUGGGCAUCCAGAAUGUGAUAUCCUGACCAAUGUCUUUGCAAUUCUCUCAGCAAAGCAUCUCUCUGAUGCCACAGCCAGUAUUGUGAUGGAUAUAGUGGAUGACCUUCUUACCCUUCCAGAUUUUGAACCCACAGGAACAGUGUCAAGUUUGCCAGUGACUGGAUGCGUAUACACUGACAUAGCACAGAACACAGAGGAGCCUAUCACUAUGGGAGGAAGAUUAAUUCUACCUCAUGUACCUGCAAUUCUUCAGUAUCUCAGCAAAAGCACAAUGAGUACAGAAAAAGUGAAAAAGAAAAAGAACAGGACACAAGUUAGUAAGGAACUUGGCAUUCUUUCAA